CUUUGCCUCCCUAAAAAACGCUCACACUCCUAAUCCCUCUCAAUUUUUCAAACCAACCUCUCUCUCGCUCUCUCUAAGUCUUAGCAAUGGCGCGUCUUCUCUUUCGUCUUCUUCAAGAAGCAAGUCCACCAUCUCCGGCGGAAGGUUCUCCUCCUAUCAACUCCGACCUCGUGCUCAUCCUCGCGGUUCUUCUUUGUGCACUGACGUGCGUCCUCGGCUUGAUAGCCGUCUCUCGUUGCGCCUGGCUCCGACGUAUAGCCUCCAGGAACAGAUCGGAUCAGACUGAUCAACCUCCCGUAGCUGCAGCCAACAAAGGGUUGAAAAAGAAAGUGCUCCGGUCGUUACCUAAGCUCACUUACUCCCCGGAGUCAUCGCCGGCUGAGAAACUCGUCGAGUGCGCGAUCUGUCUCACGGAGUUCGCCGCCGGGGACGAGCUCAGGGUGUUGCCGCAGUGUGGUCACGGUUUCCACGUAUCUUGUAUCGACACGUGGCUUGGAUCCCACUCUUCUUGUCCUUCUUGCCGUCAAAUCUUGGUGGUUGCCAGGUGUCAUAAAUGUGGCGGGUUACCCGGUAGCUCAAGUUCAGGAUCCGAACCCGAUACCCGAAUCAAGCAAAGUGAAGAUGAUCCUAAUAACUUCUUACCUUGAUUCUUUUUAGACCCAUUUUAUUUUUUCUUUCAUAAAAAUGGAUUCUCUUUAAUUAUAUCAAACGAGUUAUAAUAUUGAAAAGUGUUUCUUAUCAUUUUAAAGGAUAAUGUUUACUCUGUCAUGUACAUAUAAUUUAUCUAUUGUAAAUUUUAUUAUAUGGAAUGGAAAGUUAGUCUCA
Messenger RNA from Capsella rubella, 825 nucleotides. RefSeq names its product RING-H2 finger protein ATL8. The coding region runs from base 87 to 647 and encodes 186 amino acids. The transcript has a single exon. The record is from RefSeq and is a predicted model, not a curated record. Lineage: Eukaryota; Viridiplantae; Streptophyta; Magnoliopsida; Brassicales; Brassicaceae.